Molecule: messenger RNA, 530 nt
Organism: Trichomonas vaginalis G3
Lineage: Eukaryota; Parabasalia; Trichomonadida; Trichomonadidae
Product: phage tail repeat-like family
Exons: 1
Source: RefSeq, a predicted model, not a curated record
AUGUAUGUAGGCUAUAUAAAGAAUAAUGGCACACAAGUUAAAGUUCCAUUAGACAACAACUGCUACUUAAACUUAUAUGGAGACGAACAAAAGAAAUAUUUAAGAGUUUAUGAAAUGACGGAUAUGACAUUGUCUAACGUAGCUCCAGCACCGUAUUAUUAUGACUAUGGUGUUGACGCACAUGUAGACCCAAAAAAGCAAACAUUAUAUUUAGAUUAUUAUAGAUAUAAAAGAUAUAAUGCAAUAGAAAAAACGAGAAUAGUAUACUAUUAUGAAGAUGACAAAAAUAAAUAUUAUAGUCAAGAUUUUACAUACCCUGAAAACAUAAGAUUAUAUUAUAAAAAAUAUUCUGACACAAACCAGAAGAAACCCGAAAUAGUUACACUAUAUUUUAAGUUCAAAAGAGACAAUCCUAUAAUAUCUCAUAUGUUUGAUUUAAUGAACCCAGUAGGUUCUAUUUAUACAUCUAUGGAUGUGAGAGGUCCUCAAGCAAUGUUUGGUGUUGGUGCAUGGGAACAAAUAGUCGACAG